AUGGGAGCGCAGGUGUAUUUCAACAAGAUGGAAACGUUGUACUGUUCGGUACCACCGCCGGUAAAAAUCAGCCAUCGGCAGCAUUCCGUGACGAAAACAAAACUAACCAGAACCAAACGGAAUCUGUUCGGUGCGGUCAAAUCUGAUGAAGUUAAGCAAAUUUACGUCGCACAAAUGCUGCUGCAGGAAGAAGAAAAGAAGCAAAAAUGGAACUUCGAUUUCCGGCACGGCAUUCCGCUGAAUGGGAAGAUGCAAUGGGAGCAGGUUAACCGUGUCCCGGUGGUUCCGAUUUGGAGUACCCAGGCUGCACAUGUCUUAACUAUCGCCAAUUCCUCCGGGGUUAAACGAACGAGUAGCGUCAGCUCCGAAGAUUGCGUUUCGUCGGAAGAAUUGUUGGAUGAGCGAGCGGAACGUGCCAACCGAGACAUCGGUGUGGAUGUUGAUUCCCACGAUGAGUCACAAUCUUCAACUCCCUCGACACUGUCCCCGGUCCAAGGAGAGGACGCGGUACAAAUUCUGCCCAGUCCUACCCAGCGCACCGUUUCGCCAAAGCCAUCGUCGUCGAAGGGUUCGAAAAUGAGGCAGCCGCAAAUUACAGAAUAUAUGAAGGAACGCAAGCGUCGCCUAUCGUCCAACGUUCCGGUGGAGAAAAUUUCCGCCAAAAAGGUACGCAUGAUGUUGGCGACCCCCGAGAAUGGCGUUGGUCAGCAGCAGCAGCCGGAGGAGGUUGCAACGUCAUCAGCGAACUAA
Molecule: messenger RNA, 750 nt
Organism: Anopheles marshallii
Lineage: Eukaryota; Metazoa; Arthropoda; Insecta; Diptera; Culicidae
Gene: dap
Exons: 3
Coding region: 1-750 (249 amino acids)
Biological process (GO): regulation of cell cycle
Cellular component (GO): nucleus
Molecular function (GO): cyclin-dependent protein serine/threonine kinase inhibitor activity
Source: RefSeq, a predicted model, not a curated record